This is a messenger RNA of Anopheles coluzzii, 2505 nucleotides long. RefSeq names its product GATOR complex protein NPRL2 (gene Nprl2). The coding region runs from base 134 to 1327 and encodes 397 amino acids. The transcript has 3 exons. Lineage: Eukaryota; Metazoa; Arthropoda; Insecta; Diptera; Culicidae. The record is from RefSeq and is a predicted model, not a curated record. Gene Ontology annotation, cellular component: GATOR1 complex; vacuolar membrane. Gene Ontology annotation, biological process: positive regulation of autophagy; negative regulation of TORC1 signaling; cellular response to amino acid starvation. Gene Ontology annotation, molecular function: GTPase activator activity.
UGGUGCGUAAACGUCACCAGCGGAGCCCAUCAGCAAUCCCAACCCGCAUCGGCCACCGCUCGGGUGCUGUGCCCAGGGAUUUCGUUUGUUUAGUUUUAAGGAAAUAUGUAACUGCGCUUCGCCAACGACAACGAUGGACCGGGAGCAAUUGCACCGCGAGCCCAAAUCUGGCAAGGCGAAGGACGGCCCGAUCCGCUGUAUACUGCUGAGCGAGUUCCACGUGGUGGCGGGGUCGAAAAUCAGCUGCCAGGUGCCGGAGAACUUCAUCACCAAGGAGGUGUUCGACUCGAUUCGCACGUACAUCAUACCGAAGCCGCAGCUGCAACGAUGCAUCCUUACCAUCAACACCCUCGGCCACAAGGUGAUCGGCUAUCCGGUGCGCAUCAAUCACGUGCGCUACCAGCGGAACUUUUUCUACUUCAACCUGUGCUUCGUGUUCGACUCGUGGUCCCGGACCGUCCAGUACGAGGCGGUGGUGAAGAAGCUCGCCGAGUAUCUGCUGAUGAUGGAGGAGGAGGGCUCGUUUCUGUCCAACGCGGAGAACAACGGCAACAUCUGCAACCUGCUGUCGUGCAUACUGCGCGACCUGAACCAGCGCCAGGUCGCGACGAUCGUGGAGGGCGACACCACGAUCUACCUCAAGAUCGGGCCGCUCAAGGCGGACCCGCCGGCCGUGCAGGACCACCAGGUGCCGCUGAUGUGCCGCGGGUUCGAGGACACGGAUCCGGACUCGUGGGACCUGACCACGCAGCAGGUGCUGCCGUUCAUUAACGGCAUCAAUCACGUGGCCCGCAUCGCGGCCGAGGCGGACGUCGAGAAUCAGCUGGUGAAGUCGUGCAUCCAGAACCUGGUGUACUACGGCGUGAUGCAGCUGCUGCCCCUGCUCAAGUACAGCAACGUGUACAUGUGUACGCGCGAGCUGCAGAAGCUGACGCGCGACCGGGCGCUGGCGGACGAGUGCCGCCGGUACGUGCAGCUGCAGCACGCGGAAAAGGUGGACACGGUGCGGCUGCCCAGCCUGUUCAGCAUACUGCAGCUGUACUCGCAGAUGACGCACGGCGUCACGCUGCGCUCGCUGUGCCAGCGGCUCUGCCCGCGCGACAACAACAUCGACGAGCGGAAGCUGGUGUCGUUCGGGCUGCAGCACAACCUAAUUCGCUGCAUCAACAAGUACCCGAUCUUUACCGGCUCGAUACCGACGCCCAAGCACAAGCUGUACACCGGGCUGAACAGCUUGGACGAGAUCUGCUGCAAGACGGGCCUGUCGCCGAGCCGGAUCGAGCAGGAGAUCGACAUGGACUCGAACGUGACCGUCAUUUGGAAGUAAGAACGCCCGCCCCCCCCCUGCGUGGCCUCAGGCUCCUUCGCCGAGCCGCUGCGAGGCACCGUGCUACUAGCGCGCAUCGCCCCGCUGUGUUCUGAAUGUGUUUAAUUGUGUGCUUUAUUUUUGUUUGUUUUGUUUUAUCUGUUACUCUGCAACUUUACACCCCUGUCUUUUUCCAGGUAUUUUUAAAUUGUUUAGUGUUAGGUUAGGUUAUCUACAAACAUGCCAGGCACUCCUAGGACCCAGAAAAAAGCUUCCGAAACAACCACCUGAAGCUGUGCAAGGUUCUGGUUCAGGUUCAAAAUCGGUACCUCCGUUUUAACUCGUCAGUGUGUCAGUGUGCGUGUGUGUGCGUAUGUGUGUGUGUAUAGCCAUUAUGUGUCUAGCCGCGACCAGCAAUCUAGCAGCCGAGCAAAGGGAAAAAUAUGUUCCAACGUUUACUAGACUGAAGUUUUACAACACACAAAACUGUCCGAUUCUGUUCUAUGCACACGUGUAACUCGUGUACGUCCUACGGUAGCGUGCGACCUAGCAGACGAGCGUGCAGCGCAGAACGGGCGUGAGAUUAGGUCGCCAGGCCGGCCCGUGCUGGGAUGUCUAUUGCAUCCUUCAAAAUAACAAUAAACCAUUGUUUCCAUAAUAGCAGCGUAGCUUUAGCACAUCUGUCUAUGAGGCCGGACAUCGGAAGCACACGUCCAUUGCUGCAAUUUUAACUGUCGGUAUUAUUUAGCGCAGACGUUGGUUUCUCCACUCAGUUAGGCACAAUGAUUGGGCAUGGUAUGUCGCCAGAAAAAAAGAGCACAGAACAUGCACAAAACUCAUCAUUAAAUGCAAUAGAACAUGGGGUACCUUUUAUGCUUUGAAUUAUUUACAAUUAAAGCUCGUUUUGCUGCGAUCGGUUAAUAGAUGAGAUUUUUUUGGGUUUGGUAAAUAUUGUGAGAAUCUUCAAUAUAUGUGCCAUCAGUUUUAGGAAAAUGCUGAAAAAAUAAUUUUAAUUGACGAAGGUCGUACUGUGAGCGCAUACCCACGCAGCAAUUGUAAGUAACGAUUAUAUUUUCUAAUUUCUAGGAACUCAUUUUAAGCGUAAAAUUAAGUUUUAACCUCAUAUAAAUUUAUAAUAAGUUUACCAAUUGCGCCGAAAGGUUCUAAAAUUGUGUAAAUAUACCGUGCUUAUACCUAUA